UUACCUUAUUUGGAAGUGUUCAAAAAGUCUUGAGAUGGUGGGUGGAGUUUUUUUCAUGAAUAGGCAGUUUGAAAGUUCCUCAUUGAUUAGGGUAUAAAAAGGCUGGCUUGGAGGCAGCCAUGAUCUGCUGUCGAGAAUCACACUGAAAGAACGUCGGACGGCCCACCCCAGUCCUGUGAAGAAGCAAAAUGAAGGCUGCUUUUCUUCUUUCUCUGCUUUGCAGUUUGACACUCACCUUGGCUUUUGUCUGUGGACCUCUCCCAAAAGAGAAAUUUGAGACGUGUGACAGCAAAGGAUUGAGCAACUGCACCAAAAUCGGACACUCAUGUUACCAGUACUUCCGAGGGCCUCUGUCUUUUUAUUGUGUCAAUGAGUUUUGCAGAAAUCGAGGGUGUGGAGGACACCUGGCUUCAAUCCACAGUUCAAGGGAGAACAACUUGGUCUUUAAUCUUGUGCGGCAAGGGAGCCCCUCGAACCCAAGAGGCUGGAUCGGGGGGCUCAGGUUUCCCAAGACUAACCUCUUCAUAUGGUCUGAUGGGACAAAAUGGAAUUAUAAUUACUGGGCAUCAAACCAGCCUGACAACUGGCAAAGCAACGAGGAUUGUGUUCAUUUCACCGAAUACAGUGAGUGUCUUUCUGAAGCCAGGCGCCCCCUGGUGUCUGUCCUUUUAUGUCGCAGUUUAAAGUGACUUUCAAGAUUCUAAAGUCCUGUUGGCUUCUAGAGGGCAUCCACAACUACUGAAUACGCAAUAGUGCUGAAUUUCGAAUUACUAAAAGAAGCUUAAUAAAGUUAAUGACAAACGUUUCCACCAGAAGUCUUUCUCAGCAUCUCCAGUGUAAAUUCAGUGGCAGAUGUUUCCACUGAAGUCUUUCUCAGUGUCUUCAGUGUAAAUUCAAUAGCAAACGUUUCCACCAGAAGUCUUUCUCUUCUUCUGCAGUGUAAAUUCAAUGACAAAUGUUUCCACUAGAAGUCUUUCUCAUUGUAUUUAGUAUAAAUUCAGUGACAAACAUUUCUACUAGAAGUCUUUCUCAGUAUCUUCAAUGUAAUUUCAAUGGCAAAUGUUUUGACUAGAAGUCUUUCUCAUUGUUUUCAGUGUAAUUUCAAUGAGAAACGACUAGAAGUGUUUCUCAGUGUCUUCAAAUGUUCCAGUAUUGAAUGUAGAUUCGUUUUUCUAAAAGCCUUCAGAGGCCAUAUAAAUAAUUUUAGUGGGUCUAUGAUGCUUACAAUAUUUUAUUCGAAGUUAGCCACACUGACCUCUUGUGGACUGGAGCAGAGAUGGAAAUAAUACUCCCAUUGCAUAGCGGUUUGAUCCAUUCCUGGUUUCACUAAGAGUUUAAUAAGACACACCUGAGCUUGUGACCUAUACACACUGUGGCUAAUCAAGCUCAUGUGAAACUGGCCAUAGAAAAUAUAUAUAAGGAAUUAUAUGAUCCAUAUAUUUCAUACACCAAAAUGGGCCGCUUUUUGUAGUAUGAAAAUAUGAAUAAUAAAAUUCCUUAAAUAUAUUUAAAAUAUACUUUCUUUCUAUAUGGGUGUGAUGCAAUAGAAGUCUUAUUUCCAUCCCUGCACAGCACCAUAUAGAAUAUUAUAAUAUACCAUAUUUAGGGAUGUAAAAAAAUCGCUUAUUUCAUGGUCUAAAAAUAGGUCAUUCAAGAUAUUUCACAAUUAAACAUAAUAUUUAUUAAAGCAGAAAAAUAACUUUUUGAUCAUUUUCUCUUUAGUGUUAUUAUACAACAAAUGUUCCUAAAUACUUAAAGGCUUACCUGAAAACAAUAAAUGCAAAAUUGUAAAAUAUUUCAGAUUUUAUAUCCACCUUUUAAAGGCAUUCUGUUUUCACCAUCAGUGAAUUAUCAAACAAAAUAAAAAACA
Messenger RNA from Acipenser ruthenus (sterlet), 1870 nucleotides. Its product is annotated as galactose-specific lectin nattectin-like. Gene Ontology annotation, biological process: immune response. Gene Ontology annotation, molecular function: signaling receptor activity. The transcript is spliced from 5 exons. The record is from RefSeq and is a predicted model, not a curated record. Lineage: Eukaryota; Metazoa; Chordata; Actinopteri; Acipenseriformes; Acipenseridae. Bases 189 to 689 code for a protein of 166 amino acids.